Messenger RNA from Plasmopara halstedii, 1377 nucleotides. RefSeq names its product Leucine-rich repeat, ribonuclease inhibitor subtype. The record is from RefSeq and is a predicted model, not a curated record. Lineage: Eukaryota; Oomycota; Peronosporomycetes; Peronosporales; Peronosporaceae. The coding region runs from base 1 to 1377 and encodes 458 amino acids. Gene Ontology annotation, molecular function: GTPase activator activity; small GTPase binding. The transcript has a single exon. Gene Ontology annotation, cellular component: nucleus; perinuclear region of cytoplasm; cytosol. Gene Ontology annotation, biological process: nucleocytoplasmic transport; activation of GTPase activity.
AUGAAUUCGACUGCUUCCUCGUUUGCUACAACUUUAAACUGGCAUGAUCCUACUGACGUUCAAGUUCGAAAACUCAUGAUGACGCGUCUACGUAGCCAUCCAGCUUUAGCACAGCACCAUCCGAUCCUGCAGGACACGAGUACCCAUCCGUCACUUUUGCAACGCCUUGAGUGGAUGUUGUACCAUUGUGCCGGUUCGCUAAGUGAGUAUCUUCACCAGCCAUCACUCGAGAGACGCGUUCAAAGUCUUGUGACCCACUACAAGCGAAAGUGUUCAGAUUUGGAGCCAAGUGAUACAACUCGCUCGUGCAAGCGAACGAGGUCGCGAAUAGAAAUCUGUGAAGACAAUUGCCGCAUCUAUAAAGCUACAAACUGUGUAUUUGAUAGCAAUAUCGACUUGUUGCAACAAGUUUACAGUUUUCUAGAUGGAAUGGAUAUUUUAAGAUCUCGUAGCGUCAACAAGUUCUUGUACUUGCAUGCACCGUCGUUGGUCAAAUCUUUACAUCUCGACAUUGGGUCGAUUUCAAGCACAAUUGCUCGAAAGGAUCAAGUGAAUGGACUAAAUACAAUAAUUUUAGAAUGCAAGAACUUAACAAGUCUACGAAUUUCAAAUCAAGCGAAUCAAUUAAAUGUCAAAGCAGGCGUCGUCUUUCCGCGAGCAUUAGCUUCGAACGAGAAAACAACAUUAACGACGGCUUCGUAUGGCUACUACGUCGUUUGUGCAGUUGCCAACGCACUGGAAGCUGGAGCAUGUCUUUUGCUUGAGAGAUUGGAAUUAGUGGCUCCAUUUCAUUUUGCCACCGAAAGUGACGCCGUGAUUGUGUUGCUUCGAUCACUGACAAAUCUACAUACAAACUUUAGAAACCCAUUGCAACAUUUGGUGCUUGACGCGACCUUUCUUGGGGACUGCGGGAUUAGUCAAAUUGCUGAUUUGUUUGAGACCCACAUUUCGUUUUUUGAGCGUCUACAGACGCUAACGGUGCGAAACAAUUUCAUGGGUGAAUCUGGUUGUCGCGCAUUGCUGGAAGCCAUUGAAACGUUUAGUGAGCUGCGAGUACUUGACUUGAGUCGCAAUAUCUUGAGCAAUACGGACGCAUUUGCUCUAGCGGAUCUACUUGAUGUUUCAGUGACAGAUUUGAGCAUGGUAGAUAUGGAUGAGAGCUGGGAGGCUUUAUCGCUCGAUAGCGAUCACUUUUGUAUGCUAGGACUUGCAGGACUACGAAGUCUAAAGCUUCAAGAGAAUUUUAUCACGUGCGACGGCUUACACGCCAUUACAAUUGCAUUGUGCUCUCGAAAAGAUUUUGUUGCUACAGAGGGGGAUGUUGUUGCCGAUGUUGACCAGAUUACUGAAGACAGAAUGGAUGAAGAGCACUAUUAG